Molecule: messenger RNA, 904 nt
Organism: Cladocopium goreaui
Lineage: Eukaryota; Dinophyceae; Suessiales; Symbiodiniaceae
Source: the annotation of a GenBank genome assembly
GGUGAAGGCUGGAGCACAGCUGACCGUGGAGGCUGCACAAGGAAGCGUGGUGCAGAUCAUAGGCCCCCACGACUCAGGGAAAGGUGCCAUCCUCCGACGGAUUUGCGAUUUGGACUCCACCAUGCCUGGCGUUGUCAAGGCAUCGCCUCACUUGACCAUCUUGCAGGUGCCCCACGAGCCGCUGUUCCUCGAAGGCGGUGGAGUAUUCGCGAAUCUCCAUAUGGCAGCCAUCGGGCAGAAAGGCUUCGACCCCGCUGCCACGGCACGCGGGCGUCGCAUCUUACAACGCCUUGGCCUUGGCAAGUCCUGGAUCAUGGAGCAAUAUGACUCGGAAGAAAUGACGAGCUUGCUGCCUGCCGAUGAGGAAAAGCUGGUGCCAACCAGCCCCUUCAGCUGUCAUGAAGAGGAGGAGGAAGAAGAGGAUGAAGAAGAAGGCAACCCCACGUGGGCACAAAAUUUGAGCGGUUCAGAGAAGUGGCGCUUUCAGCUGGCCCGUGCCUUCCUACACGAUCCUCAUGUCUUGGUGGUCCAUCGACCGGUCGAUGAGCUGGACAGCAACCUGAAAGAACUCUUCCUGUCGCUCUUCAGAGAGUUCGUCGACAAGAAAGGUUUGGAGAUGGACGAGGCCGGUCCCGAUUUGGAGAUGUCGAAGCGACGGCCGCGCACCUUGAUCUUCAGCACGGGAAGUUCCACCUCUACGAACAUCCCGGACAUCAUUUGGCGCAUCGGUGAGAACGGUGUCACGGUGGAGCGCAAUCGUCCCGUCGCCUCCGGGGCCGGCAGCGGCUUUGGCAGCGGCGUGCAGGGCAGCCUGCCGUCGGGGCCCGGGUCGAUGGGGGUGACGGCGCCGGGCGCCCUCAACAGCUUCGGGUUGUCAAUGAAUUCCACGAGCCCGCGAUGAAGU